GCAUGUUUCCUUAGAUAAAUCUUGACAAUUUCAUCAAUCUAGGCCCAAGCAAGUGAAGAAUCUCGUUGAUGAAAUUGUCUCGAGAUUUGUUUGCGUUUCACAUGUUCUUUUGGUAAUCUCGAGAUGGGGGAGGAGAGGGUUAGUUUUCAAAAAGCUAUUUUCGACCAUUUCCCUUCAAAAACCCUAACCCCCUUCCUUCCUUCCUUCCUUCCUUCCUUCCUUUCCUUAUUUUUUUUGUUCUCUCUAUCUACCACUCUGCCGAUCGCCGAUGUCCCGUCGCCGCCCUUCUUUUUUUCUCUUUUCUCAUAGCUUCAUCCUCUUGUGAGGCAUUUGUAGUUUCUCCCCUUCUUCUUCUCAACAAGGUACCAACACCUCACUCUUCCUUCUCCUCCCACUUCUUUCACUCAUGUCUUACUUGUUUCGCAGAAUCCUUCUACUUAGAUCUCCAUCGUCUGUCUUUUCUCACGGAUUUUCCGAAUGUCCGUUGAAAUCUCUCAGAUUCUUAUCGACCUCUUCUGAGGUUGUAUCAUCUCCUAAAUCUGCUUCAUUGGCUUCUAACGCUGUUUGGCUCAAGAAUAAUCGGAAGGAUGUGAUUGCGUUACUUGCGAAUCAUGGAUUCUCUCAAUCACAAAUCUCUGACCUUGCCAAGAGGUUGCCUCAAAUUUUUUCUGCGAACCCCGAGGAAAGCCUAUUGCCCAAAUUGUUGUUUCUUCAAUCUAAAGCCUUCGAUUACAUUCAAGCCGUGCUUGGAACUGAGGAGAAGGCUGUCGCUGCCAUUAAGCGCUUUGCGGGUAUUCUCACUCAGGAUCUUCGAAUUUCAGUUGGUCCCAAUAUUGAAAUUCUGAAACAAAUUGGAGUGCCGGAUUCAAAUAUUUCAACUUAUCUUCAGCAGCAGCCUAGAAUGUUCUUCGUAAGUUCCAUCCGAUUCAAGGAGAUUGUAGAGAGAGUUACGGAAAUGGGAUUCAACCCUCAACGAUUGCAGUUUCUUGUUGCUGUUUUUGCUCUGCGAUCAAUGACCAAAUCUACAUGGGAUAAGAAGGUUGAAGUUUAUAGGAAAUGGGGAUUGUCUGAAGAAGAGAUCCGUUUAGCUUUUAGAAAGAAUCCAUGGGGUAUGAGAGCUUCUGAGGAUAAGAUCAAUGAUGUAAUGGAUUUUUUUGUCAACAAAAUUGGAUGUGAAUCAUUUUUGGUUGCUAGAAGACCAGUUUUAAUUGCACUUAGUUUGAAGAAGAGGAUUCUGCCUAGAGGUUACAUAUAUCAAGUUUUGCUGUCAAAGGGUUUGAUUAAGAAUUUUUCUUCGUUGUUUCACUGUUCUGAAAACCGUUUCAUAGAAAAAUUCAUCAACCCUCAUAAGGAGCAGAUUCCUGGAUUGUUGGACUUGUAUAAACAGAAAUUAAUGGAUUUAGAAGAUGAACAAGUUCGAUCUCCUUGAAAUUUAACUGUUUUGUUAGUUUAUGUGUAGUGACAACUGAAAUUUAUAAAUGUUAAAGAGUUUGUGUUUCUACAUUAUCA
Molecule: messenger RNA, 1509 nt
Organism: Cucumis melo (muskmelon)
Lineage: Eukaryota; Viridiplantae; Streptophyta; Magnoliopsida; Cucurbitales; Cucurbitaceae
Exons: 2
Coding region: 407-1429 (340 amino acids)
Biological process (GO): regulation of DNA-templated transcription; chloroplast organization
Cellular component (GO): chloroplast
Molecular function (GO): double-stranded DNA binding
Source: RefSeq, a predicted model, not a curated record